ACCCCGGUCGCAUUCACCGCAGCGGACGAACCACACGCGAACUGCAGGCGCUACAAGGGUACAUCACCCAACCGCGAGGUUCGCGACCCCGAUAACAUAGCAAUGCAAACGCGCAAUAGGUCCAGAUGAUGAGAAACCCAGGUGAGGCGCGGUGUAUUGCGGCGCGGACAAAGCGAAUCCUUGCGUAGGUGUGAGAUGAUAAGAGUCCUUCUUGACUGCUCACGCUUGAGUACACGAAAACCACUCACAGUCCCACUACCAAAAUGCUUCGAAAUACACUCUUCGCAGCUUUGCCGCUUCUCGUGGAGACUGCGUACCUUGACCCAUCGCUACAACAGCAGAAGCCUUUGCUGGACCCCAAGCCAGCGUCUGGCCGUGUGAUCCCCAUUACACUAGACCAUGAUCUUCGCUACACCUUCAUCAACUCUCCUCCUAUCUUCGACUUGAAGCCUCUCGAACACCUCCAGAACUCAAUGGCCAGCUACAGCGCCGGAGGACCCAUUCAAGAAACUAUACUCGUCAACAUCCCUCUCAACAGUUCACAGUCCGGCACCGCCACUUUCUACACCAUUUCUGAAUCAGAUUCAUGGUCGCAGGCUGCCAAUCAAUUCACUUGGAUGCAACAGGAACGACUACAUCUCCAACCCAUUCUCGGCGCUCAACUCCCCUUACUAGGUAUCGGCAUAAGAAAGAGCGGUAUGAUCUCUAUGUCUGCUGAAUCCGCCACUCUCGAUCUAAGCACACCAUAUAUCCAUGUUCCGAAAGGCAUUUGGGACGUCUUGCUACUGGCUACCAGUACAGAACAGCAAGCCAGAGAUGGCAAUGAGAUGCUGUAUGUUGAUUGUGGAGCUUUCAACAUCUUCCCUGACCUGGUAUUUGGGGUCGAGCGAGAGGAUUUUGAAGGAGGAGCUGAAGAGAAUGAUGGAGAGAACGAAGAGGACGACGAUGACGAUGUUGACGAACUGGUUGUCAAACCCGAACAAUACAUACUGCAGACCGCAGAUGGGAGAUGCAUGCUCCUAGCUAGAAACGCGGAUUCUUGUCAUGACGACAGGGGAAUAAUCAAACUUGGCUGGGCAGCGGUCAGAGGCCGUGAUGUGGUGUUGGAUUGGCAUGGGUCAAGGGUUGGCUUCGAAAAGCAGGCCUGAGAAUCUAAAGAGAGAAAGGAGCGAAGGAUGCUUGACACCUAUGGUCAUCAAGUUAAUGUUUAUAGUCUCUAGCGGAUGAAACGAAGUAAAUCGGUUUGACUUAUACCGCUUCGACAUUUCCGCGAGAGGAUAUUGAAGAACGGUACGGAGCCAUGCAGACAUGAGCAAAAGGUUCGCAUAUGGUGAAGGAGAAAGGCAUGUUACUAUAAACGAUCACUACUCGAUCUACAUCAAACAGAAACUCAGCGCGACAGCGCCGACAGAGACAAGCAGGUGAACCCAGCCUACUCUUAGUCCACUCGCCGCAUCCUCAUCAUCAUCACCCCCUUGCGCACUUCCAUCUCCGGAACUUUCCGGAUUCGAAUCUCCUUUUCCUUGUU
Molecule: messenger RNA, 1528 nt
Organism: Alternaria alternata
Lineage: Eukaryota; Fungi; Ascomycota; Dothideomycetes; Pleosporales; Pleosporaceae
Exons: 2
Coding region: 264-1148 (294 amino acids)
Source: RefSeq, a predicted model, not a curated record